AUGUUUGAUGUCGCGUUGCUUUCGUAUGGUAUGCCCAAUACCACUCAAGAAUCUUAUUUGCCGAGUCUCUAUGAUCCCUAUUCUCCACUUGUCAACUGUUCGUAUCUUCCACGACAUUCGUUUUGGUGUGAGCCCCCAGAAGAUCUUCAGGGAAAUCAAACGCUAUUUGAAAAUCUCGGUAGUAAGGGCUGUUUUAAAUGGGGCGGAAUACAUCCAAAUGAUAUCCAACUAACAACGCUGACAUGCCACGUUCUUCCUGGUAUCGAGUGUUAUGGCAAUCGCACUUUUCUUCUCCCUAAUUAUCCCUGCUUUCGUUAUCAUGGUUACUAUUUCCUUACCACUCUGCUCUACAGUAUUUUUCUUGGCUUUCUUGGAGUUGAUCGUUUUUGCCUUGGUCAUCUUGGUACAGGCGUGGGAAAACUUCUCACCUUGGGAGGAUGUGGAGUGUGGUGGAUUGUUGAUAUCAUUCUUCUAGCUCGAGGUGAUCUCGUGCCUUCCGAUGGUAGUUCUUGGAUGCCUUUUAUUUAA
Messenger RNA from Rodentolepis nana, 528 nucleotides. Lineage: Eukaryota; Metazoa; Platyhelminthes; Cestoda; Cyclophyllidea; Hymenolepididae. The record is from the annotation of a GenBank genome assembly.